This is a messenger RNA of Marchantia polymorpha subsp. ruderalis, 807 nucleotides long. The record is from the annotation of a GenBank genome assembly. NCBI's taxonomy places the organism in Eukaryota, Viridiplantae, Streptophyta, Marchantiopsida, Marchantiales, Marchantiaceae.
AUGACGAGAGUGGGAGCUGCGAAGAACGGGAAGAAACUUCUGCUUAGCAGAAGUCAUUCCAAGGGCAAGUCAUUGCUGCAGUUCGCCAGCAAGUCACAAGACAAGCCUCGAGACGGAAUGCAGUCCAGGCGGCGAGGGCCAUCUUAUAAUUUUCAGUCCGAGAAUGCGAAUGUGCAGAAACUCUUGGAUCAAUUUGACACAUUUCGAGAGAAGUACAGACAGAAGAAAAAAAUUGAAUCUGUUGCUUUAAAGGAUUUCUGCAUUCUGUUUCAACCGUUAUUGUGUAAUGGGGUGAAAAGUAUAGAUGGAGAUAUUCCCGGAGUCAAAAACGGUCAAUGCUUCAACUCGCGAGUGGAGUUAUAUUUGGUUGCAGCUCACCAUCGGCUGGAAUCAGGAAUCGAUUAUUUGCCCGCUAUUCGAAGCCCAGCAAUGAUUGAUGGAGAGUUUGUAUCUAUAGCCGUUAGUGUUGUGCUCUCUGGAGAAAAAGAUGAUAUCGACGAGGGAGACACCAUCCAUUACUGCGGUGAGGGAGGCGUCGGUAGGCGCGUUGACGGUGUUCGCAGCACCGAAAUUACAGAAGAUCAAAAGCUAGUGGGAGGAAAUCUUGCUUUGAAGAAUUCUGCUGAGCUCGGACGAUCAGUCCGAGUCAUUCGGAAGCACAAGGAUUCCUUCCAUCGAUCCAAAUUCUUCUACAGCUAUGACGGUAUGUACAAAGUGAGUAGAUUUUACAGUGAACGAAAGAAGGGAGCGCUGGUAUAUAUGUUUGAGCUAAAUCGAGUUCCUAAUCAAGGACAAUUAAGGUGGUAG